UUAUCACAAUUGACAAUCUUGAAACAAACAUUGAGUGAGCAUCAUGGAUUCAUCAAACCUUACAUCACUUCCAGAAGAAGGCUCAGAAGAAACCCAUAAUUCCCACAAUCUCCCUUCUGCCUUUUCUUCUGCCCCUACUCGCCCUCCCAUUCAGACUUCUUCACAGAAAUAUGCACCUUCAGACUGGUCAGGUUAUUUCGAUCAAGAGGAUGACAUUCAGAUCCCAGAUUCAGAUGAUGUAUUUCAUGUUUAUAUGGCAGGGACAGAAGGGCCUGUUAUUUUUUGCCUGCAUGGUGGUGGUUAUUCUGGGCUCUCAUUUGCAUUGGCAGCAAGCAAAAUUAAGGAGAAAGCUAGGAUAGUGGCCAUGGAUCUAAGAGGACAUGGAAAGACAUCUACACAAAAUGAUGUAGAUUUGUCUAUUGAGAGGCUAUGCAGUGAUGUGUUUUCUGUUUUGAAGACCAUGUACGGAGAUGCUCCGCCUGCAAUUGUGCUUGUUGGCCACAGUAUGGGAGGUGCAGUUGCAGUUCAUGUUGCUGCAAAGAAAUCACUUCCAAGUUUGGCUGGCUUGGUGGUUGUGGAUGUUGUUGAGGGUACAGCAAUGGCAUCAUUGAUUCAUAUGCAGAAGAUACUAUCGAACAGAAUGCAGCAUUUCUCGACCCCUGAAAAAGCGAUUGAAUGGAGUAUCAAAUCAGGCUCUUUGAGAAAUAUUGACUCUGCCUGUGUAUCAAUCCCCAGCACAUUGAAAUAUGAUGACUCAAAAAAAUGUUAUACGCAUAGAGCAAGACUUGAAGAAACUGAACAGUUUUGGAAAGGGUGGUAUGAAGGCCUUUCUGAAAAGUUUUUGUCAUCUCCUGUGCCAAAGAUAUUGCUUUUAGCUGGGACAGACAGACUUGACAGAACACUCACAAUAGGUCAAAUGCAAGGGAAGUUCCAAAUGGUGGUCGUCAGACACACAGGCCAUGCUAUACAGGAAGAUGUGCCUGAUGAAUUUGUCACUUUGGUACUCAAUUUCAUUUCCCAUAACCGAAUAGGCCCACAUGGAAUUGAGAUUCCUGGACUUCGUCGACCCCCUCAGUCAAAACCUUGAAUACUGGACUGAUACAAAAUAAUAAUUGAAUAGCUUGGUUCAGUAACUUUUAGUAUCACGAAUCAAAGCUUUGGAGAUGUUUUUAUGGAGAUUGUACAUAAAGGUGUCAACUGUAAUAAAUGUUCUAUUCCGUAAACAAGAACAUUUAAAAUAGUUUUGCGUUUGGUUUCUUAUUAAUGCAAGGAUUACAAGUACAUGCUUUUUUAUGAUUCAAC
Messenger RNA from Solanum verrucosum, 1302 nucleotides. RefSeq lists its product as uncharacterized. Gene Ontology annotation, biological process: protein demethylation. The transcript is spliced from 13 exons. Bases 44 to 1087 code for a protein of 347 amino acids. Gene Ontology annotation, molecular function: protein methylesterase activity. Lineage: Eukaryota; Viridiplantae; Streptophyta; Magnoliopsida; Solanales; Solanaceae. The record is from RefSeq and is a predicted model, not a curated record.